Molecule: messenger RNA, 2337 nt
Organism: Thlaspi arvense
Lineage: Eukaryota; Viridiplantae; Streptophyta; Magnoliopsida; Brassicales; Brassicaceae
Source: the annotation of a GenBank genome assembly
AUGUGGUUCAUUAGAAAGCCCAAUAAUAUUAGUGAAGAAUUUUGGACCAAAGAAAUGGUCUCUCUUCCGGCGACGGACUUAACAGCGAAGAGAUGUCGAACAAACUUUAACGGAGUUCAUCACCCUGUUGUUGAUUUUUGGCGGCGAGAAGUCGGCGGAAUUUCCUCUCGUAAUUUCUCCAAUCGCUUCUCCGGCUCCGAGAAUCUGGUUCUGCGUCUAGAGAUACACCGGAAGCUAGUGAAGCACAAAGGUUGUGUGAACACAGUGAGCUUCAACGCCGAAGGAGAUGUUCUGGUUUCGGGUUCUGAUGAUCGGCGAGUCAUCCUUUGGGAUUGGCAGCUCGGGAAAGUCAAGCUUUCGUUCCACUCAGGACACGCUAAUAACGUGUUUCAGGCCAAGUUUAUGCCUUUCUCCGACGAUCGAACCAUCGUCACCUGUGCUGCAGAUGGAAUGGUUCGGCGUGCAAGUAUUCUUGAGAGUGGGAAAGUGGAGACGUCGUUGUUGGGAUCGCAUCAAGGACGAGCUCAUAAGCUUUGUAUCGAGCCAGGGAACCCUCAUAUAUUCUACACAUGUGGUGAAGACGGAUUAGUGCAACGCUUUGAUCUGAGGACUGAAGCCCCUACAGAACUACUGACAUGUCACUCAGUUGAUCCUAGGAGGAGGAACAUGGAAGCCACACAGCUAAACGCAAUCGCGAUCGACCCGAGGAACUCCAACCUCUUUGCUGUCGGUGGGAUGGACGAGUACGCUCGUCUCUACGAUAUCCGUAGGUUUCAGGGAGAAGGUUUAAACGGUUUCAGCCGAGCUGCAGAUCAUUUCUGCCCUCCGCACCUUGUCGGCAAUGAACAAGUUGGAAUAACAGGCUUGGCCUUCUCAGAGCAAAGCGAGCUCCUCGUUUCAUACAACGACGAGUUCAUCUACAUGUUCACACGCGAUAUGGGACUAGGCUCUAACCCUAUCCCAUCCUCUCCAGUGUCCAAGCGUAGUGGAUCAAAGUCAGAAUCAGCUUCUUCUCCGAAAGAUGGUGGCAAACGUUCUGUUCCUAUGGUUUACAAGGGGCACAAGAACUGUGAGACGGUUAAAGGUGUGAAUUUUUUCGGACCUUGGUCUGAGUAUGUGGUUAGUGGGUCAGACUGUGGUCGGAUUUUUAUUUGGAAGAAGAAAAGUGGAGAGCUUUUACGUGUUAUGGAAGCGGAUAGGGAUGUGGUUAACUGUAUCGAGCCUCAUCCGCAUGUACCAGUGCUUGCUAGCAGCGGAAUCGAAAGCGACAUCAAGGUGUGGACCUCAAAGGCAGCUGAGAGAGCUACGUUGCCUGCCAACAUCGAACUGCGGAAGCGAACGCCUAGGGGGUGGAUGUAUGGUGUGUCUUCACCGCGGGAGCUAUUGGCACAACUCUUCUCGCUGCAGAACCGAAGAAUGAGUCCAGAUAGAGAAGGAGAAUCAUCUUCGUCCACUGGAAGAGAGCUUCUUGAUCUUAUACUCACCUUCAAUGAUGAGAGCGAUGGUGAAGAUGAGAGACCUCCUUUACAAGAAUUUAUUAAUGACGUCAUUGUCGGACUGUUUCCAGUUCAAUUUCCAGUACUCAUGGCUGCAACUCUUUUGCCUCGAGGCUACGCGUGCAAGUGUGUUUCUUCUGAGGAUCACCAGACGACGGAGAAGUCAAAUGGGAAACGGAAUCUCGUAUUCGACCGGAGAUUCUCGAAAUUAUCCCGUCUGGUUCUUCGGCAACAACGAAAGCUAACUAAGCUCAACGAUCCUGCGGUCAAGCGCGCGCUUCGCAAUUUCGCCGAUUCAGGCCUCAUGGAGGAUGCACUCCAGCUGUUCGAUGAAAUGAACAAAGCAGAUGCUUUCGUGUGGAAUGUGAUGAUCAGAGGAAUCAAAGCCGAUUCCUUUACUUAUCCGUUCGUGAUUAAGUCGGUCGCCGGAGUUUCGUCGUUGGCAGAUGGGAAGAAGGUUCACGCGAUGGUGAUAAAGCUUGGUCCAAAAAUGGGAAAGGAGAUACAUUGUCACGCAAUUCGAAGUAGAAUCGAGACUGGCGAUGUUAUGGUACUGACAUCAAUUCUCGACAUGUACAGUAAAUAUGGUGAAGUGAUUUAUGCAGAGAGGAUGUUUAAGGGUAUGAUCCAGAGAAAUAUCGUAGCCUGGAACGUUAUGAUCGGGUGUUAUGCUAGAUAUGGCCGAGUCACUGAUGCUUUUCCCUGUUUUCAGAAAAUGUCAGAGGCCAAUGGGUUGAAGCCAGAUGUUAUCACAUUGAUAAAUCUGCUUCCUGCUUGUGAGAUCUUGGAAGGUAUUAUCUCGAGGAUGAUUGGUGAAGACAGUUAUGAUCACUGUGUUUGA